Molecule: messenger RNA, 660 nt
Organism: Nicotiana attenuata
Lineage: Eukaryota; Viridiplantae; Streptophyta; Magnoliopsida; Solanales; Solanaceae
Exons: 1
Coding region: 1-660 (219 amino acids)
Source: RefSeq, a predicted model, not a curated record
AUGGAUCUCUGUCUUCCCGGAGGAGAAAAUGUUUUACUCUUAAAUAUUGAUGCUACCAAAGGGAACACCAUGUGCACCCAAAUACCCAGACAGAUUUCCAGAGAUGAGCUAGUCAAAAUUCUUCCUGACUCUUGGAUCACAAAUUACGAAAAUCUAAGGGAACCUGAAGAAUCUCUGCAAUCUGGUGAACCAACUUUUACCAAAAGAAGUGACAAAACCGUUUGUAUAAGCUUUGACCAUUCCCAUCUCAAAAAACUCAAUAAAACCAUCUUCUCUUGCCAAAUGAUUCAACCCAAAGAUACCAUAGAUACAUACCCAGAACCUGAUGGAGAGUUUUUCUGGAAUAUACAAAGCAUCAUGGAAGAACAUGACUGGUGCCAAUAUUUUGACAAAGAAGGAAAAAGAAUGUGGUGGUUCAAAUGCCCCUUCACUAGUCACUACCCAUGGGAUCUUGAUUGCACCUGCCAAGACUGUUUAGAAGAUCCAAUUGGAGAAUAUGAUGAACAUCACCAGCGCAAACCAAAAUCCAAGAAAAAGGAGAAAGCUACUGAAAAACAAUUUCGAGCCAAAUAUGAAAAUAAAGAUCCUUCAAUUGGCUCAUUAAGCCGUCAAGAUAAAUAUGAAUUUCUUGUCAGUUAUGAACCCCAGGAAUGGCCAUAA